AUGAAUCAGGAAGAUAUGAUCGAUUUUAUCCAGAAGCAUAUUAUUUAUAGAUUUGGAAUCGCAGAGACUGUCACAACAUAUCAAGGAUCAGUAUUCACUGGUCGAAAGGUGCAAGAAUUUGCUAAAGAAAUGGGUUUCGAAUUAUUAACUUCAACGCCAUAUUAUGCUCAGGCUAAUGGACAAGUCGAAGCUGCUAAUAAAGUGAUAAUUGGUUUGAUUAAAAAGCAUGUAGGGAAGAAGCCUAGAAAUUGGCACAAAACUCUAGAUCAGAUUUUGUGGGCAUGUCGUACCUCUCCCAAAGAAACCACUGAGUCGACCCCUUUUUGGUUGACUUUUGGUCAUGAUGUUAUUUUACCAGUAGAGAUUCACCUACAAUCCAUAAGGAUUCAAAGGCAUCAUGAAAUUCCAACAGAGUCAUAUUGGAGCGUGAUGUUGGAUAAAUUAGUUGAUCUAGAUGAAGAAAGGUUAAAUGCCUUGGAGUUAUUAAAACAACAGAAGAAGAGAGUAGAGAACUCUUAUAACAAGAAGGUGAAAAUCAAAAGUUUUUUGCCUGAAGAGUUGGUCUGGAAAGUGAUCCUUCCAAUGGAUCGAAAGGAUAUGACCUUAGGGAAGUGGCCUCUAAAAUGGGAAGGCCCUUUUCAGAUUUUGCAAGUAUUUUCUAAUGGUGCCUAUGAAAUUGAAUAG
Messenger RNA from Lathyrus oleraceus (garden pea), 684 nucleotides. RefSeq lists its product as uncharacterized. Gene Ontology annotation, molecular function: nucleic acid binding. Bases 1 to 684 code for a protein of 227 amino acids. The record is from RefSeq and is a predicted model, not a curated record. Gene Ontology annotation, biological process: DNA integration. The transcript has a single exon. NCBI's taxonomy places the organism in Eukaryota, Viridiplantae, Streptophyta, Magnoliopsida, Fabales, Fabaceae.